UGCACCGGGCUAGGGAGGUGGGGCUGGACUACACACCCCAGCAUGCACCGGGCUGGGGGCGGGGCCGGACUACAGAUCCCAGCGGCCCUUGCAGCAGCUCCUGUGACUCCGUGGCUGCAGAAGCGCAAAGAGGGAACCUGGGUCGCUGCUUGGGGGCCCCUCCCCGCCCAUUAUGGAGGAGGUCGACAAGAUCCUCAUCCACUCACUCCGCCUCUCCGGAACGCAGGUCCCCGAGGAGGUGCAGAGCCUGCAGGAGUUCACCACGGAGCUGAUCGUGGAGUCGGUAGUGCGAUGCCUCCGCGUCAUUCACCCGUCGCUGGGCGCCAGCCUUGGCCACGUGCUGCCCCCCGGCAUGUCGGCCCGGUUCCGCGUCGGCACCAGCCUGGCCCAGGCCUGCCAGGAGCUGGGCUACCAGGGUGACGUCGGGUACCAGACUUUCCUGUACAGCAGCGAGCCCGAGAUCCGGCGCCUCCUGCUGUUCCUGGUGGAGAAGCUGCCCAGGGACGACGCUGAGGAUGCCAGGCAGCCGGCCGGGAAAUCGGCCGGGCUACUCCGCGCCAUCGCCGCGACGAUCAAGGAGCAGCUGGGGACGCCCUGGGUGCCCCCCGCCUGCCGCACCCCCCGGCUACAGCGGCUGCAGGGCACCUCUCUGCUGAAACCGUUUCACGCCCACCCCUUGGUCCUGCCCCGUGAUUUGGGGCCGGUUGAGCGCCGGGAGUUUUUCGGGGGGUUCCUGCCCCCGGUGCCGGCCCAGCCCCCCCAGCCGGGCGCCGUGGCCCCCUCCCUGCUGGAGCGACACGCGGGCGACCUGGGGGCGCAGCACGACUGGGAGGCCGACUGGCAGAGCCAGGGGCUGGCGUCUCGCCUGCCCCCCAAGGAGUACGUGCAGUGGAAGCGUCAGCGGCUCCAGCGCCGGUUGCUGGACCAGCUGCGUCAGGCCGCCCCCCCCCAUGGCGCCGCCGGCCCCCCCCAGCCAGGGGCGCCCGACCUGGCCCAGCUGCUGGGCAUGGGGGGCACCGGGGGGCCCCUCGCCAAGGGUCCCGCUUCAGCCACGCCCAGCGCCUGGCGCACGAACAGGUACCGGGGGAGUUGGGGGGCUGUGGGGCAUGGGGAGGAGCUGGGGGGCUCAGAACUCGGGGACCCUCAGGAACUUGUGGGGCAGAUGCAGGCGGCGGUGGAAACUCUCCCGUCUUCCAAGACCUCGGAGCAGGAGGUGCAGGCGCGGCAGGAGGAGGAGCUGGCCAACCUGCGGGGGGAGCUGCAGCGCCUGGAGGCCGAGAUGGACGCCGUGAGGGGGGAGGUGAAGGUCCUGGAGCUGAGCCUCAGCCAGGCGGAGGCGGGGCUGCGGCAGCAGCGGCUGGCUCUGGGGGGGCGCAAACAGACCCUGCAGGUGAAGAGCCGGGCCCUGGAGCUGCUCCCCCAGGCUGAGAACAACCUGGCCAAGCUGCAGCUGCUGGUGGAGAGCAGCGCCCAGCGCCUGGUGCACCUGGCCGCGCAGUGGGAGACGCGCCGGGGGCCGCUCGUGGAUCAGUAUCGUCACCUCCGGGCCGCCCGCCAUUCCCGCCAGCUGGAGUCGACCCGGCGCGUCUCGGAGAUCCAGGCCCUGCACGAGCGAGGCCGAAGCGCGGCUGCCGAGGCCCGGCGCAAGGAGGAUCUGUGCCGGCAGCUGCUGACGGAGCUGGAGUCGCUCCCCAAGGACGUGUCGCGGGCGGCCUACACGCAGCGCAUCCUGGAGAUCGUGGGCAACAUCCGCAAGCAGAAAGAGGAGAUCACCAAGAUCCUGUCGCACACCCGGGCCCUGCAGAAGGAGAUCAACGGGCUGACCGGGAAGCUGGACCGGACCUUCGCCGUCACCGACGAGCUGGUCUUCAAGGGCAGGGGCCGCUUCGAGCUGCUUCCCGGCAGCGGGGGCGGGGCCGGGGCCAGGUUCCGAGAAUCGGGGUGA
Chrysemys picta bellii (western painted turtle) is the source of this 1945-nucleotide messenger RNA. The record is from RefSeq and is a predicted model, not a curated record. Lineage: Eukaryota; Metazoa; Chordata; Testudines; Emydidae.